Bactrocera dorsalis (oriental fruit fly) is the source of this 1413-nucleotide messenger RNA. RefSeq lists its product as uncharacterized. Bases 1 to 1413 code for a protein of 470 amino acids. The transcript is spliced from 3 exons. The record is from RefSeq and is a predicted model, not a curated record. Lineage: Eukaryota; Metazoa; Arthropoda; Insecta; Diptera; Tephritidae.
AUGAGAGACCUUCUCAGUGUGAUAGCUAAGCUGCACGCAAGUGCUCAGGAGGAGCACAUGGCAAAUAAAGAAGCACGUUGUAGUUUUCUAGUAAAGACAACCACCACAGAGAAUACACCCAAAAGGCCUCGAGACGAAAUACAGCCAAAGAGAAGAACACCGCCUAAGAAAAAUAAAACUUUCCAUAAGGAAUGGACAAACAAAAUGGAAGUUCCCCUGAGCAAGGAAGCAAAAUUCGACAACCCAGUCGGAAGCAAGGAGACAGUAAUGGGAAAACAAGAUGGCUGGAUCACGGUUAAACAUAAACAACCAAGGAAGACACCACAUAAGCCGCCACCCCGACCCGAUGCAAUAGUAAUAGAAAAAACCGGGGAUAUGUCAUAUAGCGAAAUCCUCAGGACUGUCAGGAAUAAUGAUACGUUGCAAAAACUUGGGGAAAAUGUGACCAAGAUAAGAAAGACGGCAAAAGGCCAGAUUCUGUUAGAGCUGAAAGAGGCCCAGAUGAAGAGCACGGGGGUCUUUAAGACCGAAAUAAGUAAAUUAUUAGGAGAAAAUGCGCAAAUAAAAGCUCUAACACACGAGGUUCUGGUAGAAAUACGUGAUCUUGAUGAAAUCACAACGAAAGAGGACAUUACUGAGGCAAUACGCCUGCAAGUAAACGAGCUGAGCGAUUUUGAUAUAAACUCGAUUAAGAGCAUCAGAACGGCAUACCUAGGGACCCAAACUGCCGUGAGAAAACGUAGCGAUCUCAAAAAAGCAAUCAAAAAAAGUAAAUCCUACUGCUUUAAAGAACUCUGCAGAAAAAUCGACGAAAACCCAUGGGGUGAUGCCUACAAGCUAGUAAUGACGAAGAUCAGAGGUGACAAAGGACAAGCACCGACGUGCCCAGCGCUACUGAAAACCGUAGUGGAAACUCUAUUCCCCACACAGCCUCUGGAGAAUCGAACGGCGCGAGUGCAAGAACCUGCUGAUACGGAAUGGACAAUAGUCACUGAUGUGGAGUUAAUAGAAAGGGCAGAGAGAUUUGGCAAUGCCAAGGCACCAGGUGUGGAUGGUAUCCCAAAUAAGGCUUUAAAGAUUGCUAUUAAGCACAAUGCGAAACCCUUUGCUGAAUUGUUUACGCGGUGCUUACAAAAAGGUGUCUUCCCGAAAAUCUGGAAAAAGCAAAGACUGGUAUUAUUGCAGAAGCCAAAUAAACCAGCAGGAGAGCCCAAUUCAUAUCGACCGCUCUGUAUGCUGGAUACGACCGGCAAGAUACUAGAGCGGAUAAUCUGCGCUCGACUAGAGCUGCAUCUAGAAAAGGAAGGAGAAAAAGGUCUGUCUGACAACCAAUAUGGAUUCCGCAAAAAAAGAUCCACCACUGACGCGAUUAAAAAGCUUACCGACAUAGCUAAGAAGGCAAUAGAGGAUUAA